GUUGUGAGCUGUGCAUGUGUGUUUAGUUGCUGUUUUCGCGCCAAUUUUGUCGGUGACAAUGGCAGUGACGAACCGGGACUUAUUUGGGAUAGCGCGCGGUCGCUGCAAGGAGUCAUUUUGUGACUGUGAGCGAUACAGGGUUCUGAGUUCGGCGAACAUUCGCUGUGACUACUGUGAUCACUGCCCCGGAUCGCAUGGAAAAUUAGACGAACUUGACAGCACUCCUUGGACUGGGGCCUGGCAUGUUCGCGGCACAGAUGCUACUGAAGCUUCUGAACCGCAAGAAUCUGGAGGAAACUGUGCAAAUGCAGACUUAUGUACCACAGCUCCUGGUGAAACAGUUGAGAGCAGCAGCUUACAACGCGCCAAUGACUUGUCCCUUCUGCCUACAAGAAGCACAAAUGAUCUGUCACUGCUGCCUAAUACAAGCACCAGGGACCUGUCCUUGCUGCCUUCGAGAACCGCCAAUGACCUGUCCUUGCCACCUACGAGAAGCACCAAUGAUCUGCCACUGCUACCUACGAAAAGCCAGGAAUUCUUUGAGUGGCUUCUUGAGAACUUGCCUACAUUUUCUCCGUGUGUGCAACCGCUCCUUGAGGGGAAAGUGCUUUCACAAAGACAGCACAAACAGCUAUGUCGCCAGCUCCGGACAGAAAUCGCACUCUUCUUAGAUGAGAAUGAUAUAAUCACCAGCAGCAACACUGCCCAAUGUCGUUGGAUGUACAAGGCCCUUGGAGAUGCUCUUGUAAAGAUGUACCCACACCUGAUGUGGGAUGAACCAAAGCCUGAAAGCCGGCUGCAGAAAACAAGAAGCCAGGUUUAUGAGUCAGUGCUUAUGUUUAUAACAGGUAAUGAGUGUGCAUAG
Messenger RNA from Dermacentor silvarum, 865 nucleotides. RefSeq lists its product as uncharacterized. Lineage: Eukaryota; Metazoa; Arthropoda; Arachnida; Ixodida; Ixodidae. The transcript has 5 exons. Bases 59 to 865 code for a protein of 268 amino acids. The record is from RefSeq and is a predicted model, not a curated record.